CUGGUGGAACAAACCCAAGCCAGCAGCCGAGACAUGAGACAAUUUGUGGUGUUCCUGGCCCUCGCAGUGGCCGCCGUUUCGGGCCACACGAUCGCCCAGCCAGGAUUCCCCGAGGGACGCAUCAUCAACGGCUACGAGGCGGAGCGUGGGGAGGCUCCCUACAUCGUCUCCCUGCAGAGCACAGCCGGGACCUCGUUCUGCGCUGCUUCGAUCAUCCGUCCGGACGUCCUGCUGACCGCCGCCCACUGCCUCACGAAGGACACGUACCUGGCGGUGGCCGCCGGCCACAGCCGCAGCAACCCCGAGGACACCCAAGUGCGAGAGGUCACCAGCAGCCGCCAGCUAAUCCACGAGAGCUACCCGGGCCAGGCGGGACCUUUCGACAUCGCCCUGAUCUUCCUGGAGACGCCCUUCGACCUGAAUGCCGUCUCCCGCGACGGCAGCUCCCCCGUGGCGAGUAUCGCCAUGCCCCCCAAGAAGCUCGAGGGCUCCAACCGCGGCACCCUCUACGGCUGGGGCAAGGACGGAUCCAUGGGCCUGCCGGACAUCCUCCAGAAGCUCGAUGUGGACAUCCUGGACUACGAGAGCUGCAUCGCUGCCAUGCCCGAGAACCACAAAGUGGUGGACACCAAUGUCUGCACCUACAACGCCGGCACCACCGACGGCGCCUGCAACGGCGACAGCGGCGGCCCUCUGAUCAGCCGCUCCACCGACGGCUCUGUCUACCAGGUCGGCGUGGUCUCCUGGGGCUAUGUUCCCUGCUCGCUCACAAGGUAUCCCUCGGUUUACACUUCGGUGUAUUCGUUUGAGAGUUGGAUCACUGAUCAUAUGGACGAUUACUCGUUCUAGGAGAGGGCUUCUUGAGGGGAGUGCUAUUGUACUUCGUGAACAGUAAAUUAAUAUUAAAUAGAACAACCCAUCAA
This is a messenger RNA of Drosophila pseudoobscura, 923 nucleotides long. Its product is annotated as lectizyme-like. Bases 34 to 849 code for a protein of 271 amino acids. NCBI's taxonomy places the organism in Eukaryota, Metazoa, Arthropoda, Insecta, Diptera, Drosophilidae. The record is from RefSeq and is a predicted model, not a curated record. Gene Ontology annotation, biological process: proteolysis. The transcript has a single exon. Gene Ontology annotation, molecular function: serine-type endopeptidase activity.